AUGUCUUAUUAUGGUGGUUUCGACAGAAGGCACAUCUCGCGCAUGAUGCGGACUUCGUCCACGCUCUAUCGCGCAGGCUCAAAGCAUCUCCUCAAAGACGGUGUACUCUUGUCGGAGGAGCGACAACUUCGUUCUUUCUGUCGAUUCAUGCUCGCCGAGAAACAAACUCGUUUCCGCUAUCUGCGCCAACUCACGCUCAUAAUGGACCGCCCCUCUCAAGCUGUCGCGAAGAAAUUUGUCUAUGUCCUCAAGCGCAUGUCGCAUCUGGAGUCGCUCCACUUAUCUGCCGACGAUGAAUUUCUCAAUGGUCACCCCGAUCUCUGCGACGCGAUCUCUGGACUAUCGUCCCUUCGUCGUCUCCACGCGGACGAUGCAGGCAAGCUCGCUUGCGACAUGCUGAAGAGGUCAUGCUCCAAGCUUGUCUCGCUGUAUCUCAACUUCGGCAUGGUACCCUCCUUCCCGGGAGACCGUUAUGGCGAAUUCUUCUACAACACGUUGGAUCCCGAGGAUUUACCCGAUUACCAUCCAGUGUCCGUUCUCGCUGCUUUCGCGCCCACCCUGGAGGAACUUAUCGUGGAGUACGAAGGUAACGUGGGGCUCCCUCAUCAGCCGCAUGCCGUGUAUCCACGAUUGCGGAAGCUCCACCUGAAGGACGAUUAUCCUUUCCUGCGCCCCUACAUCGAUGCAUUCCCCAAUCUCACCCACAUCACGCUUCACACGAGCCAUUGCGAACUAUCAGUCCCUUAUGAAGACCACGAGGAGGUCUUCUGGGAGAUUCGCAGUCGGAACGAAGGGGAUCAGCUCGUCAAUGGGAGCUGGCAACACCUUGAAGAGUAUCGUGGGCCUGUCCUGGAACUAUACCUCCUCGGCUUGACCUGUCCGGUACCACAUUUGUACUUUCCGCGCAUCGCCGACCAAGACUUGGAGUUCCUGCCGGACGUCGUAGACAGUGCGAGGCCUGUCGAACUGCGUAUGAAUAUUCGCGGAGACCCCUUUGGAGACACCGAGGAUGAGCUGCCUGCCGUCCUCCGUCGGCCUGGCUGCUCGUUUCUGAGGAAGCUCGUACUGCGCGUGGAGAUCCCUCCGGAGUACGAAGAAAGCGACAUACAAAUAUCCAUGGACAACCUCUUGCCUUCGCUCCAAAGUCUCGCGUUGCAUCACUUUGAGCUCACUCUGGAGCCUAACCGCUUCCUCAACCCCACGCCUAGACGGGGUCGACCCCGGCUCACUCUUCCCGACGGUUCGCUCGAGCCGCCGAUCACUCCUGCUCCCCUUUUCCCAGUCGAGCACUCACUCGAAGAGUUCAACCCCCUGGACUAUGCGCAGCGGGUCUUCGAGGCUGUUCCAUUCAUGAAGGAGGCAUUGGUCGUGGUUGGGGGCCCCCGCGCGGCCGCUAGACGUGUCACCCGGCUGGAAAGAGGCGAAGGAGAAGCGACUGUUGCGACCAACCAUACAGAGUGCGAGCCUUUCUGCAUUGCCAUCCUUUGGCUGAACAUUUGCUCACGGGCCACGUUUCAGAAUCAUGGAUUAUGCACCGUGGGCAUCUGA
Dichomitus squalens LYAD-421 SS1 is the source of this 1548-nucleotide messenger RNA. RefSeq lists its product as uncharacterized. The transcript is spliced from 2 exons. The record is from RefSeq and is a predicted model, not a curated record. Bases 1 to 1548 code for a protein of 515 amino acids. NCBI's taxonomy places the organism in Eukaryota, Fungi, Basidiomycota, Agaricomycetes, Polyporales, Polyporaceae.